AUGGGGAAACGAAUUAGAAAAAGAGAUCCCCAUACUCCUAGGAAGAAGAAGGUUGCCCGCUACCAUUGCCUUACAUGUGGCGAAACCAAGCACGAGCGUCACUUUGCUGACUUCAACCCUUCUGCUGAAUGCGAGCAUCUCAUAAACACCUGUAAUUCAUGUCUUAAGAGAUACGUAGACACACAGAUCGAGGACGCGAACGUAAGAAUAGGUGGAGACGAUAACAAGACAUUUGGCAUCCGCUGUCCAGAAUGUCCUGCUAUCAUGAAGGCUGACGACAUCAAGACUGCUGCUUCCGAGAACAUGUUUGCGCGUUUCGAGAAAGUUGAGCGUAUUCAUAUCGGCAACAACACACCAGGAUGGCGUUGGUGUCAAGCUUCGUCUUGUGAUGAGGGACAAGUGCAUGGGGAGACGCCAGAUGAUGAUGAAAGCAAAACAGCCAAAGAAGAACCAGAUACAACGGACAUUUGUAAAUGUCGCAAGUGCGGAGCACUGUCCUGCGUACCCUGCGAUCGACCGUAUCAUCGAGGAGAAUCGUGCAAAGCAUAUCAACUGCGCAUCAAAGGUCACGUUGAUGAGGAAGACGAAGCGCUGAGGGUCAUCGGUAGUAUUACUCAACCCUGCCCUGAGUGCGGUGUACGAAUACUCAAGGACGGCGGCUGUGAUGAUAUGGAGUGUAAGUAGCCGUGUUCAGCCAGGAUUGAGCAUUCACUAGCUAACCCAACUAGGUACCAAGUGCCGUGCAGAAUUUCUUUGGAAAAAUAACGAAGCAUAAGCCUCUCUAGAUACGAAUAUACUCUCAAAGUUUAUGCCGUCUUCGCAGCAUUAUCAUACUCCUUCCAGAUCAACCCCUCAGGUAGCACUUUCCACUGCUCAUCCUCAC
Messenger RNA from Alternaria alternata, 883 nucleotides. RefSeq lists its product as hypothetical. Lineage: Eukaryota; Fungi; Ascomycota; Dothideomycetes; Pleosporales; Pleosporaceae. The record is from RefSeq and is a predicted model, not a curated record. Gene Ontology annotation, cellular component: cytoplasm; ubiquitin ligase complex. The transcript has a single exon. Gene Ontology annotation, biological process: ubiquitin-dependent protein catabolic process; protein polyubiquitination; positive regulation of proteasomal ubiquitin-dependent protein catabolic process. Gene Ontology annotation, molecular function: ubiquitin conjugating enzyme binding; ubiquitin protein ligase activity; zinc ion binding. The coding region runs from base 1 to 684 and encodes 227 amino acids.